Messenger RNA from Babjeviella inositovora NRRL Y-12698, 1809 nucleotides. It is a transcript of the gene NOP8, whose product is annotated as Nop8p. The transcript has 2 exons. The annotation marks the transcript as partial. NCBI's taxonomy places the organism in Eukaryota, Fungi, Ascomycota, Pichiomycetes, Serinales. The record is from RefSeq and is a predicted model, not a curated record.
CUCCGUAUAUAUAUCGGAAACAUUUCCCCAAAGCUUGUGGAGAACAUCGACAACUUGUCUGCGCGUAUUGCAAAGAUCUCCACGCUUGUGAAACCGGUCGAGGUGCACACCAAGCCGUUGGGUGACGUUUCGUUCGCGUACAUCACGAUUGAAAACGACACCAAAAAUACCGCGUACGGGAAAAUCAAGUCCACCUUCCAUGGCACCAACUUCAUGGGCAAGAGUCUUAUUGUGGAUCGUGCCAAGCCGGACUUCCACGCCCGUUGGGAGAUGGACCAGAAGAAGGAGGACUCCAAGGCUGCCGACAGAGCAAAGAGAGAAAGAAUCCGUGAAAGAAGGGAACAGAGAAUUCAGGAAGCCAACCAACUGUAUCCCUGCAAUUCCAUCACCGGCCACUUGAUCAGCACGACUGCUUCGAUUGCGGCUCAGAGAGACGCGUACGGGUACCAGAAGUCCGCUCACACCUUUGCCAACCUCUCUGGUAACACCAAGGCGAAACCGCCUGUGAGAUCCUUACGAGGUGAGGAUUCCUACGGGAGUCUCACCAGACCAAAGUCCAAAACCAUCCACAGCCAGCACUUUGGCAGAACUUCCGGCAGAGGAACUGUUGUGCAGGGCCGCUACCGUGAGAAGGCCAGAAGCGUCAAGGACAUGAAGGCCUCGACCUUGCGAAUCAAUGUCAACGGGAACAUCCGGUUGAUCAAGUGCUACCAGACCAAGGUGUGGGGGUACGCGACCCACAAAAAGCCGCGCGACUUGGUCGCCAAGUUUGUCAGGGGCGAGUGGAAAGACGGGAACGACCAUAUCGUGGAAACAUUGAGCAAAAAUGUGAUUGUGUUCAAUGAACAGGGAUCCAUUGAGGUUGUUGCGAGUGUUGAUAAGUUCGCGGGCGAAGAGGCCAAACAGGACUUGGCUAAUAGUGAAGUCGAAGAGGAAGAGGAGAAUGACGAACAGGCCAAGGCGAGACAUGUUCUUGCCUCUUUGUUGAAUAAUUUCGACUUUGAUAAGCCAAUGGUGGUGAACGAGGCUCGCGAUGAGGAGUACGGCCACUCUGACUAUGAGUAUAACGGGGCUAGUGAUUCGGAGAAUGAACGGACCGAUGUAAUGGAGGUGAAUCUUGAUGCGAUUACGCAGUUUAAGAGCAGCCACCAGGAGCCAAAGGGACUCGUGCCGUACGGUGAAGACGACGAGGGGAACGAGUUGGACGGGAUUCCUAGAUACACGACAGAGGGGUUUUCCAGGCAAUAUGAUGCGGAGCAUGGAAUUGCGAGUGAAGCGAACGUUGUUCUGAUGGAUGAGGUUACAGAAGAUGUCCGAGCGGAAAUUACAGAAGAUGUCCGGGAGGAAGCUACAGAAGAUGAAUUUAUUCCUACGUUUGGGGGUGCUCCAGACACAGAAACCAAUGUCACCGAAAAUUUAAGAUCUUUAUUCAACCCAGCACAGUCCUCUGAAUUUAAGCUCAUCAACGAGUCGGACAACGAGGACAUUGACACCACCAAAUCUGUCACUGAAGACAAGGAGCUUAAAGCGCAGAUCCAAGCACAAAUCCAAGAAUCCUUAUCCAAGUUAACAACCACCAGAGCCUCUAAUGGGCUCUUCUUUACCCACUUCAACUCGCCGUUCUUGGUGGCCCAGACGCAGAUCAGCAAGGUCGGCGCCGGCGCCAUGGAAAUGGUCGAUGACGCGGCCCGAGUGGGAACCAUUGAAAACUACGACGCAUGGUUCUGGGAGCAAAGAAAGGAGAUCACCAGAGAGUGCAAGAGAAGAAGAAGAGACGUUCUCAGACAGAUGAACAAGAAGAGAAGCAAG